AUGAAUUUCUCUCAUAUUCAUACAAAAUGUCAACAAGAAUUGGAAUCGUGGCAUUCAGCUGCUGUGGCACAUCUUGGUCAAAUCUAUUCACAACGUUUAGCAGAUCUAGCACAAGUUUAUACUCGAGAUGUUUGUAUCCUUGUUGAUAUAUGGCGGAUGCCAUCAUUAUCUGUCUUUGUAAUAUUAACAAUUCAUUCUGUAUAUUUAUAUGAUUCAAUAAAAUCAUCACCAAAUCUUCCAAUUAAAGUUGAUGCAAUUCAACCUGCAGAUCGAUCACAUGUUUUAGCAUCGAUAUUACCAUUUGAACGUGAUAUUUAUUUUAAUUAUCAUAAAGGUGUAUAUAUUGAUCAAUAUCAUGUUUCAUUAACAUCACAAUGGACAUUGGAAAAACGUUAUUCAAAAUCUGGUUGUUGUGAAACAAAAGAUAUUGGAAUUCGUGAUAUUCGAUGUGAUUCUCAAUAUAUUUGUUUAUUAAUAAUGCAACAAGAUGAUUUAAAAUGGCCAUUACAUAUAAUGCCACGUGAUAUGAAAAGAAUAAGACGAGGAAUUGCAAUGAAUUCAGGAGACAAUCAACAUCAAUUUUUUUAA
Messenger RNA from Rotaria sp. Silwood2, 588 nucleotides. Lineage: Eukaryota; Metazoa; Rotifera; Eurotatoria; Philodinida; Philodinidae. The record is from the annotation of a GenBank genome assembly.